AUGGGUAACAGCGGGAGCAAGGUCACAGCCCAGGAUAAGGCCAUACUCGACCUGAAAAAUCAACGCGACAAGCUGCAUCGUUACCAGAAGAAGAUUACGAUCCUGACAGACAAGGAGACGGAGAUAGCCAAGAGGAUGCUUGAACAGGGCGAUAAGAAAAGAGCAUUGCUGGCGUUACGGCGCAAGAAGUACCAAGAGUCUUUAUUGGCAAAAACAGAUGCUCAACUAGACCAACUCGAGAAACUGGCAAACAGUGUCGAAUUUGCCCUGAUACAAAAGGAUGUCGUGUUUGGACUACAACAAGGAACAAAGGUCCUCGAGGAGAUACACAAGGAGAUGGGAGGUAUCGAGCAUGUGGAGAAGCUGAUGGGCGAAACUGCGGAUGCCAUCGCAUAUCAAAAGGAAAUCAGCGAGAUGCUGGGCAACAGCAUGUCAAACCAAGACGAGGACGAGGUGGAAGACGAGCUAGCUGCUCUGGAGGCAGAGAUGGCUGGAGUCUCAGCAUUACCAAAUGCCCCGCAAACAAAUCUACCAAAGGUCAAGGACCCGGUUGCAGCCGAGUCUACAGCUUUGAUCAAGAGGCUCUCUGCUACUCCUGUACUUGGAGCACAAAAUGAUGUUCACCAUACCGCCGGCACACUAGAUCCUCAAGGUCUUUUACAGGCCAACAAAGCAACAUUUUUCUUCCAGCUGGAACGCGAGCUUGAGAAAGUGAAUGCUUUCUAUCUGCAAAAGGAAGCCGAGCUCAAAAUUCGGCUCAAAACCCUUCUCGACAAAAAGAAGGUCUUACAAUCGAGAGGUCAUGGAGUCUCGAGGCGCUCCGCCAAGUUUGCUACUCUUCAGGAGGGCUUUCAGCAAUUUGCAAACGACCUGAACAAGCUACAGCAGUUCGUAGAGAUUAACGGAACGGCCUUCUCAAAGAUCCUAAAGAAAUGGGACAAGACAUCAAAGUCCAAGACAAAGGAACUGUACCUGUCGAGAGCAGUCGAAGUCCAACCGUUCUUCAACGCCACAGUCAUUAGCGAGCUGUCGGAUCAGGCCACGACCAGUUUGCAAGAACUGGGCGCCUGGGCAGACGGCGACAACGUGACCUUUAGCGAUCACCGGGAUCAUAUAGUCACCAGCCAGAACCUACUAGGAACCGACGAAGGCGAUGUCGACACCCUGCUGCUGGAGACGGUGAUAUCAGGUAACCUGGACUCGCUGAAGGAUCUACUAAUGCGGAUGCGGUCGUCUUCUCCUGAUCCCGGCGCCGCAUCAGACAUGGAUGUCCCUCUCAAAGAACGCAUCACUCGGACAUUCCUUGCCUCUAUAAACGAGGGUCCUCAAGCCUCACUAGAGGUGCUCUUGAACACAGGCUUGGUCGAUAUCCAGUCAGAAGAUGACAUAAAUGAGAGAAACUGCCUGCAUCAAGCCGCCAUAUACAGCAACUCGUUUGUUCUGCAGUAUGGUCUGUCGAAAGGGGUUUCGGUCAGCCGGACAGAUGUCUACGGCAGGGUCCCAUUACAUUAUGCCAGCAUGCACGGCCGCCUCGAUAUGCUCGCUGCAUUAUUAGACGCCGACCCCAAGACUAUUGACCUAAUCGACCACGACAACUUCACGCCGCUCAUCCACGCCAUAAUACACGGACACUAUGAAUGCGUCAACCUACUACUGAUGAACUCGGCACGCAUUGAUCCCAUAUCAGACACAGACCACGUUCCCGUGAACCUGGCAUGUGAGCACGGCUCGACAGCAAUCGUAGAGCUGUUGUUGAAGCAGGGUGCCAAGAUUGUGCCGGACGCAGAAGGACUUUACCCUCAGCAUCUGGUGGCAAGGUCGGGACAGACUCCAGACCUGCUUCUCCUACUGAAUCAGUAUGGAGCAGAUCUCAACCAGAUGGACAAGCUCUACGGUUGGACACCACUUGUCCACGCCGCCAGCGAGGGUAAUGUACCCUGUCUCAAGGCACUUCUCGAAAUUGGAGUCGACCCGAACAUCUUGGACGAGAAGGGCCUUCCCGCUCUGUACUAUGCGGCUUGGGAGGGUCAUUUGGAGUGCAUGAAGCUUCUGAGUCCCUUCAACCGGACCAAGGCCCCGAGUCCGCUGGUUAGACCCAUUCCAGCCACACCCCUCGCCCUUCUGGGCAGCAGUAGUGCCCCAAUGCCAAUGGCGCUGGAUCCUGAUGCCAUCCCGGUGCUGGAGCUACCGCCGCCAAUAAUCCCGUUGCGUCGAUAUGGGCACAACUUCUUGGACACCAAGACAGUCGUCCAGAUUAACUUUGGCGAGGGUGGCCAGCAACCCCUGAUGUUUUUCCACAACAGCAAGUACCCGGCAUCCCGACUUACCAUUUCCUCCAAGGCAUCCGACCUCAUCCCGAAGAACAUUAUUCUCCCUUUCCAAGAGGACACCCGUCUUGUCUCAUUCCACGUCGACAACCUCGAUUCUUUCACCUUGGACUUCGACGUCUUCCCUGCCUACGGAGCCAAAGUCAUCGCCAAGACCGUGGCCCUCCCCAGCACUUUCCGGGCCUUGCUGAGUAGCGCAGGUAGCAGUUGCUGCCUGCCGCUCUUUGACCCGAGGUUGCGAGCCAUAGGUCAGAUCAGCUUCCACACGCAGGUCAUCAAGCCGUUUCGAGGCGUUCCGCUUGAAAUCUCGGACUUUGAGACAUACUGGAAGGCUACAAGUCAAUUAGACGGGCAACCAAGCACGUUUGUGUCGGGUUCUAGCCUAUCUGGGGAUUUUGUACGUCUCCACGUCCAGCAAACGAGCGAUGGAGUGCCCGUCCUUUGGCCCUACUGGACGGUCAGUUGUGGUAACGGGGUUGAAGUCCCGGUUGCUCGUUUGAAGUACGAGCAGUUUGCAAUAGCCGUGGCAGCAUCCGGAUCUGCUGCUUUCAAAAAUGUCACUGAAAGGGUAUCAGGUAUAGCCAGGCAAGUGGCAUCGAUACCGCCGGACCGCAUCUCGGAUGUGCACGAGAUACUAGCCACUUCCGGGAUUCGACUCCAGGAUGCAUUCCUCAUGUUGCCGGCCGGCAUGCACGUCAACCUGCAGAUAAUUUACCCGACUGCGGAAGAGGACAGGGAACUGGGACUGCUGGGGCCUGGAGCGGACAUGAAUAGUUUUGCGGACGACGUCCUGUCGGUGGUGUUUGACCACGCGCGUGCGCAGCGGGCCCAGGCACCGGAUGCGGUCAGAUCCGUCGUCUUCAGCUCUUACAACCCCAGCCUGUGCACGGCGCUCAACUGGAAGCAGCCAAACUUCCCCGUGUUUCUCUGUAACGACCUCGGCCAGGAGAUGGCAGAUGACUUGGCACCACAUGUUGAUGGUACGGAGAAGGCAUGCGGCAGCAGGACUUCAUCAAUCAAGGAAGCCGUUAGGACCGCGGAGAGCAAUAAUUUCAUGGGCCUGAUAUGCUGCUCUCGUUUGUUUGACAUGGUCCCCGCGCUCGUGGAUGCCAUCAAAUCCCACGGCCUGGCUCUCGUGGUCGACAAGUCAAGAGAACGGCAGCCGGAGAGCAGCGGUCUGGUCGUGGACCGCUUCCCGCGCCUGCCUAACGGAGUGGAUGGGGUGCUGAAGGGUAAUGGAGUGCUGCGGUUUAACGAGUCCAUUGACAUGUAA
Messenger RNA from Pyricularia pennisetigena, 3600 nucleotides. RefSeq lists its product as uncharacterized. Gene Ontology annotation, molecular function: protein binding; phosphoric diester hydrolase activity. The record is from RefSeq and is a predicted model, not a curated record. Lineage: Eukaryota; Fungi; Ascomycota; Sordariomycetes; Magnaporthales; Pyriculariaceae. Gene Ontology annotation, biological process: lipid metabolic process; vacuolar transport. The transcript has 8 exons. The coding region runs from base 1 to 3600 and encodes 1199 amino acids.